Exaiptasia diaphana is the source of this 1085-nucleotide messenger RNA. RefSeq lists its product as uncharacterized. The coding region runs from base 186 to 1085 and encodes 299 amino acids. Lineage: Eukaryota; Metazoa; Cnidaria; Anthozoa; Actiniaria; Aiptasiidae. The transcript is spliced from 5 exons. The record is from RefSeq and is a predicted model, not a curated record.
UUUCUUUUUCAUGAAUCUACAGGUGUGAGAGAUGAAAUUGUACUGCGUUUAAAGAUUUCCUUAACAGGAUCAAACCUUCUUUCCAUCCCUUGGUCAACACUGACGUUUUCCGUCGCAAAUACCCAUUACAUACUUGGGUGGGUCUACCGUAGUAGGGAGCGGGAUUUCACAUGUUUGCUUAAGACAUGAUUAUGAAUGUGGUCAGUGCAAUGGUCCUGUUAAUUCCUCUCUACAUUCAAACAAUUUCUGCUUUUUGYGAAAUGUACCAUUUCGUUGUCACUGAGAAACUUGCCAUGGAAGGUCACGUGAUCAAGACUGUUACCAAACCCUUUGACAGACUCUGCUGGAGUGACUGUGUUUGGCUGCCAUCGUGCUUGUCUAUAAAUGUUAGAAAAACUAGUCUAGGGAUGUUUGAAUGUGAGCUGAAUAACUCGAGCAGGGUGAAUGGAACUCUAAACAAGAUGGCSCCCAAASAAGGAUGGUUUUAUCACGAAAUGGAGGAAAUUAAURACAUUAACUGUGAAGCCUGUGAAUGCAAAAUAAAGAAAGAAUUAGGGAAUGGAUGGUAUCGCUAUGGCAACUCCAAAAUCAAGCUUUUUACAGAGAAGAAAAACUGGACCGAUGCUCGUAGCCAUUGUCAGUCAUUAGGUGGUGAUCUUCUCUCUAUUACCAGCUCACACGAGAAUGACUUUAUCAACGAUGUUUUUGUGAAGACCUUGGAUUCAAACAACGCGACCGGUAAUGAUUUACCAUGGCCAGGAAUUUACUGGAAAAUGAACGGAGCCGAGKCCGAAAUAAAGUUACUUGGAGACGCUGGGAAUGCCAAGUACAUUUYCGAUGGCAAAGAAAACGCCUUGUAUCUAAAUGGACACCAUGCAUAUGCAAGAUUUCCAGGGGUGACGCUAAAUCCCGAAGGAUUCUCUAUGGCUGUAUGGCUGAGGCCUUUAAACCAAACCAAACAAUAUAUAGCUGCAAUUGGGAUGUAUAACAACGUAUACUUUAAGGGCUUGAUUAAAAUUAUGCACAUACCUUUAGAUCAAGGCAUGUCUGUAACAAUAAAGAACAAGUUUGCUGCGCAUAYAUAG